AUGCACAUGAAAUCUAUUGUGAAUUGCCACAGCUUUUGUUUGUAUCUUUGAUUUCACUAAAUGAUAUUCAGCGACGAGUGGGGAAAAGUGAAAUUACAGUCUACCUGAAACAUCACGGUUUUUAGUGAAAAAUAUUUCGAAAAACGUAUUUCAAUAUGAAGCACAAUAAAUUAUAUUGUGUUUUGUUUGCUUUGUGCUUAGUGACGCAUAGUAUUGUUUUGGCAAGUGCCAGCCGUACAAAAGGCAGUAAUCGCAAAACAUCAUCUAAUAGUCAUGUGACGAGACCAACUCACUCUACAAACACUGGCAAUUCUCAUUCAGAUUUGGCAAAAUUAAGUUAUUCGAAUUAUAACUCACAACCAAAUCGACCAGCAAACACAGGCACAGCUUCUCAUACUCCUGCACCAAUUGGUUGGAAUGUACCAAAUAAACAAGGACCGCCACCAGCGUAUUCAGCUAAUAAUCCUGUUGGAGGAGCAAAAACGAAUAUACAUGAGGCACCACCUAAUUACGGAGCAAGUGGAACAAACGUACAUACACCAAUAACUGCUACAAAUGCACAUAGUGUACAAUCUAGUUAUCCAGGACAGCAUGGAGCUAGCUACCCAGUACAGCAAGGAGCUACUUAUCAUAGUCCUGGAUCUCUUCCUCCUGGUGCAACUUAUUAUCCUGGUGGACAUGUGCCACAAGGUGUGCCUGCUGGUUACCCAGCAGGUUCAGCAUAUCCUGGAGGUCAUAUGCCAGUAGGUGGUGGUAGUUAUUAUCCUGCCGGUGGACACGUACCUCAAGGCGCAACAUACUAUCCAGCUGGUGGUGUGCCAGCUGGUGCAACUUAUAUACCAGCAGGUGCAUCUCUACCACCGGGUGCUACUUACUACCCACAACAGCCGCAAUCAUCAUCUUCUGGUUUAGGUUUUGGUUCAGGUUUAGCCGCAGGUGCUAUUGGAGGAGCUAUACUUGGUCAUGUUUUAACUCCAACUGAAACCAGAGUUGUAGAACAUGCACCAGCUCAGAGUGGAAGUGCUGGUGGCGAUGGUAAAAUAAUUAUUAUAAAUAAUGGUCAACCAGUUACAGCAACUCAAGCUGCUAAUGGAACUACUAUAAUAACAACAAAUGGAGAAACAGCACAACCACAAGCUCCUUCAAUGAAUGCACCACUUGCACCUAUGGCACCUAUGGCACCAGCAGUCAAUGGUUCUGAACCAGCUCCUGUUGCCGUUAAUGGUUCACAGCCGCUUCCACAAGAGCCUCCAGCAGGUGGAAUUAUAUGCGUGCCUGUACGUGUUAAUGAAACUGACCCAGCUGAUAGUUCUAAAAUGAUUGAGGUUGAAAAAGUUGCUUGCUAUCCAGCUCCACCACCACCACCACCACCUGCAGUUGAUGCCAAUGUUAAUGGAACAGUACCAUUGGCUCCAAUGAAUCCGAUUCCAAAUCAAUCUCAACAAAUACAACAAACUCCAACUCAGGCUACCCUAUUACCACAAGAUGCAAACGUACACAAGAGUGGUGUUAAUUCUUUAUACAACUAUAUUAGCUUUGCUACUUUGAUAGUGAGCUUGUUAGUGAGUUUUGGUUUUAAAUAAGCCAACUUAAAAUGUUUUUAAAAAAAUAUUAUAAUCUCUUAACCAUUAUUCGAAUGAGAAUUUAACAUUUCCAAUUUUAUUAUUCUAACUCAUGUUUUAGCAGUUUUUUUCCGUCCCAUAAGUUUAUGUAUUGUUUUUUGUUGCUGAAUUUAUAAGUAUUAAAAUUAUUAUAAAUAAUAUGUAAAAAAUUGAUUGUGAUGUUUAGCACCUUAAAAUUCGUAAAAAUCGAAUGUAAAUAACUUUAUAGAAUCUCUAAGGGAAUCAGAUUGACUAUUGUAAUAGAGUGAAUUGUAUUGUUUACCUCAUAUGAUAUUAAGCUUACCAUAUAUACCUAUAUUUUACUAAAGUAAAUUUUGAUUCAAUUUCGUGAUAGUACACUUAUAUAUUUUAUUAAUGUUAAUAAAGUUCUUCGCAGCACGCAAACAAUUUUGUGUUUUUAUUUGAUUGGCGAAACAAAUCGUAAUUAAAUGGAGAGAAAAUUUAGUAAUAAAUGUAUUAUAAUUAACAUUGCAUUUCAAAUAAUUGUCAUCUGCGGAAACAGGUUAUGACUUGUGUUAACAAGUUUUUUUACAUUCGUCAUCUUUUAUUUUUGUUGUCUCAAUUAGUUGUGGAGAACA
This is a messenger RNA of Teleopsis dalmanni, 2200 nucleotides long. Its product is annotated as protein transport protein Sec24-like CEF. The coding region runs from base 156 to 1583 and encodes 475 amino acids. The transcript has 3 exons. The record is from RefSeq and is a predicted model, not a curated record. NCBI's taxonomy places the organism in Eukaryota, Metazoa, Arthropoda, Insecta, Diptera, Diopsidae.